AGUUUUCUACUAUAAACGAUAUUGGUUAGACAAAAUAUUAACCAAAUUGAUGUAGUUUUAUAUUUAUCUAUCGGAAUAUAGUAGUUGACAAAGCUAGCUUCACCAUCAUAUAUGAAACUACUGCUUCGGCUUCUACAUCAUCAAUAAUCAUGGCCGAAGGCAAUGAAUCUCAGCCCUCUACCUCCUCCUCCUCCUCCUCCUCCUCCAUAGAAUGGUCACAACCAUGUCGUCCCUUCGAAUUUUCUGAGAUUCUCUUAGCAACCGGUAACUUCAGUGAAUCAUUAGUAAUCGGACAUGGGGGAUUUGGAAAAGUUUUCAAAGGCAAUGUUAUUAAUGGAUCAAGUGUUGUUGUUGCUGCAUUUAAACGACUGGAUUCCAUGUCCUCUCAAGGUGCAUCCGAGUUCUGGGCGGAAGUUAAGAUGCUUUCCAAGUUGCGUCACUGUCAUCUCGUGUCUUUGUUUGGUUACUGUAAUCACGAGAAAGAGAUGAUCAUCAUCUAUGAAUACAUGCCCAAUGGAACCCUCGAAGACCACCUCCAUAAACUUGGAACCCCUCUUUCUUGGCUUCAACGACUCAAAAUCUGUAUAGGUACUGCUCGUGGGUUAGAUUACUUACACACAGGUACUGGGAUUGAGUUUGGUGUCAUACAUCGUGAUGUCAAGAGCUCUAAUAUUUUAUUACAAGACAACUGGGCAGCUAAAAUCUCAGACUUCGGGUUGUCCAAAAUAGGUGUAACCAAUAAGCCAUCUACUUAUGUCAAGACACUUGUUAAAGGCACCUUUGGGUAUCUUGAUCCAAAUUAUUUCACAACUGGAAGGCUGACUAGGAAAUCUGAUGUGUAUUCUUUUGGGGUGGUUUUGUUGGAAGUGUUGUGUCGGAAGCGUGCAGUGGAUAGAAGUCUUGAUGAGGAGCAAUGGGGUUUAGUGCCAUUUGUUCAAGAAUCAAUAAAACAAGGAAGUUUAAAGAGUAUAAUUGACUCUGGCAUAAGGGAUCAAAUAUCACAAAAAUGUUUGAAGGAGUUUCUUCGAAUUGCAGAGAGAUGUUUGCACAAUAAUCCAAAGCAGCGACCUGCAAUGGCUGAGGUUGUGGUUGCUCUUGAUUCUGUACUGACCUUACAACAGAAAACCGAUAAUUCAUCUGGGAGAACGAUAUACGGAAGAAUGCUUGAUAUAUUUCCCUUCCCGUUUCAUGGCGAGAACUCUGCCAAUAAUGAGUCGAGGCUAUCAAGUAAUAGCAAGGACAACAAAGAUUCAGUGGUUUCUGUUCCAAGUUUGAAUGUAUUUAACUUCUCUGAUUUGGAAAAGAUCACAAAAAACUUUAGUCAAGAUAUGCUCGUUGAUAGGGAUGGUUAUUCUGAGGUGUUCUUAGGUUGGGUUGACAAGAAAACAUUCGCCCCAUCAACAAAGGGUGUUGGAAUUACUGUUGCUGUUAAAAAGUACAAUGAAGGUCUUCCAGAAUGGGAGGCGGUUGUGGCUAGCUUAGGACGGUUGGCUCACCCAAAUAUUAUUAGUCUCUUGGGAUACGGCGAUGUUAACAGGCUUGAUUGCUUGCUUGUUUACAAUUACACAAACAUGCAAAACCAAAAUUUUAGUCGUUUCUUGUUCGGGGAUGUUGUCGCACCACUUUCAUGGGAAACACGCCUUAUGAUAAUGAUAGGGGUAGCCCGUGGACUUGCGUAUAUGCACUCGUCGCCAGAACAAGUCAUACACGGUGGUAUCAAAACCUUUAAUAUAUUUCUGGAUCAGAACUCUAAUGCAAAGUUGGGGUAUUUUGGUUUGGCUAAAUUUCGCCCUAAAAUCCCGGAUUUCAAUGAUGUGGAAGUUGAUACUACUAAACAUGACAUGGAUACCUUACGUUAUCUUGACCAAAGGGAUCAACGUACUGGUCAGUUGACUGUGAAGAGUGACAUCUAUAGUUUUGGAGUGGUGUUAUUUGAAACCCUAACAGGCCAACGGGCAUGGGAACCAAAGUUUGGGUUCACAUUGGUAAAAUGGGCAAGGCCAUUUCUAGCAGAUAGAGGAAAGAUAAAAGAUAUAAUAGAUCAAUGUCUUAAUCAAAAUUACCCUCUUCAAGGUGCUUUUGAAUGUGUUGCACUUGCAACAAGAUGUGUAGCUACAAAUCGUGAGGCCAGACCUUCAAGUGAAGAAGUUUUGCAGAGCUUGGAACGUAUUUUUUUAACAAGUAUUGGAUAAAAGAUAUGAUGACAUCCAUGCCUACUUAGGGUGGUUUCGUUUUUUCCCAAUUAAUUCUUGUAUGGAGAAAAUGGUUGAAUGGGUAAGGAUAUAUA
This is a messenger RNA of Lactuca sativa (garden lettuce), 2287 nucleotides long. RefSeq lists its product as uncharacterized. Gene Ontology annotation, cellular component: plasma membrane; plasmodesma. The record is from RefSeq and is a predicted model, not a curated record. NCBI's taxonomy places the organism in Eukaryota, Viridiplantae, Streptophyta, Magnoliopsida, Asterales, Asteraceae. Gene Ontology annotation, biological process: protein autophosphorylation. Gene Ontology annotation, molecular function: ATP binding; transmembrane receptor protein tyrosine kinase activity.